This is a messenger RNA of Drosophila simulans, 1376 nucleotides long. RefSeq lists its product as uncharacterized. Lineage: Eukaryota; Metazoa; Arthropoda; Insecta; Diptera; Drosophilidae. The transcript has 2 exons. The record is from RefSeq and is a predicted model, not a curated record. The coding region runs from base 110 to 328 and encodes 72 amino acids.
AAUCGAUGAGUGAGAAAAAGUAACUAGUCCCAUCUCUAGCCACCGAUCAGCUGUUUGCAAACAAAAUAUUGGCGUUCUAAUUAGUUAUUGCUUCUAUGUUAGUGCAUUAAUGGACUGCUGCGGCAACGAAGUGCGCAGCGAGAGUAUCUACAACAUGCUACAGGCCCUGGUGGACUCGAAGGUGAUCGACGUGCAGCUUUUGUCGAUUGCCGUGGGCAUUUUCUUCGUGGUCAUGCUGCUGAAAAACAAUUUUCGCAGCUUUUCUGUCACUUCUAUGGUUUUUGGAGCACUCCUCGAGGCAGUGACGUCACGCACAUUAUAUGUGUAAUAAUUUGGGUGCUAGUACGUACUCGUGCUUUUUUCGGACUCAGGGUCGUCGUUUUAUUUCGGAGGUGUUUUCACAACAACACGCCCAACCCCAAAAAUAUAAUUGUUUUCGAAGGCCGGGUGAACUGGUUUGACGGCCCCCGAAACUUCCACGGAACGCGAAAAAAAAAAAAAAAAAAAUAUAGAGUCCAGAAUUGGUUAAUUUCAUCAUUAGGCAACUGUGAUUCAUGGCAAGCUGUCUUGCGAUAAGAUAGCUUAUUCGAAUACUCGAAGAAGGUUCUACUUGGAACCGGCUUUCUCAUCCAAGAACUGCUGAACUUUUGCCCCAAUUGCCGGAGUAGAAGCCAUAUCCAAUCACACUCAAUUGCUAUCCACAAACGAUUCCAAUUGACCGGCGACUGAUUGCCCAAUGUCUGCACGCACUUCCUGGUGCAGCAUUAGAAUUCAAUAGACGCCCGACUUCAGCUGGCUCCGUUCUGCAAUCCCGCACUGACUCAUUGCCCGGCACUUUCAGAAUUUAUGCAAUACUGCGGUACGUGCUCUUAUGUUAAAAUAUUGCAUUAGAACACCCAGCGAACGUGACUUGAUUGCAGGGCUAGAAAUAGCAGCACUACCUUUAAGCCCUCGGAUAAGCCACUAAGCCAAGUGUACCUAUUCUUCUGAUUAGUGCUGUUUAUACGAACAUGAGGGAUCCCAUAAAUAUCCUUAAACGUCAACUGAUAGUCCUGCAACUGUCUAAUCCUUCAUGUAACAUGAAAUCUUCCUAUCUUCACAGCUUACUAAUUUCCAUCUUUACAUCUGAAAUCCUGAAACUAUUAUUUCUAUGGAUUAGACAACUACCUAGUAGAGAAACAAAAGAGUUACAUCUUUCCUAGUUUAUUAGUUCAUAAUUACGCAUUAAACAAAAUAUUGAUUAAUACAAGUUCAUAUGUAUUCAUUACAUCUUUGGAUUAUUCAAACUUUCCCAACAACAAAUGCAGUUAAGCUAUUGCUUACCACACAAAAUGAAUCAAAAUAAAGCUAUCCAUUAAGCCGGAUCAUUAACCCGA